AUGGCCGCCACGACGCCGGUGACGUCGUCGCCGGGUCCACCGGAGGAGCAGGACGAGGGGAGGACGAAGCCGCACCACCAGCGGGUUCCCAACGGGUACGUUAUGAUCGUGGUCCCCAACGACCGCCGCGACGAGUUGCCCGCCUCCUCUCCUCCUCGUGAUGCCGACGCCCCAGAGGAGGAGAGGGAGGACGAGGAGGAGCGGUCACCGCGGGCGACGUCCUCGCUGUGGCGCGCGGCGGUGGCGGUUGUGGCGCUCGCGGCGCUGGCAGUGGCGGGCAGCGUCUGCCUGUACGCGGACGGGGACGCCGCCACGGCUGCCUGGCGGCUCUUGGACACGCGGGAGGACGGCGGCGGCGACGAGGGCGCGGCCGGCGGCAGGUCCUUCCUGCUCCCGCUCUACCCGAAGCCACAUCGUGGCGACAACUGGCUGCAGAAUUCCACGUCGUUAUUUCCGCCGCUCACCGGCAACGAGCUCUUCCCGGAAGGGAUGUACUACACUACUGUCUCUUUGGGCAAUCCUCCAAGGCCUUAUUUUCUUGAUGUUGAUACUGGCAGCCAUACAACAUGGAUCCAGUGCGACGCGCCAUGCACAAGCUGUGCAAAGGGAGCUCACCCUUUAUAUAGGCCCCCUGCACGGACGAAUCUAGUUCCUGCCAGUGAUCAACUUUGUGAAGGAGCCCAACAUGACAACCCAAAUCAGUGCGACUAUGAUAUCAGUUAUGCUGACGGAAGCUCCUCUAUGGGCGUUCAUGUAAGGGAUAAUAUGCAGUUCAUCAGUGAAGAUGGUGAAAGGGAAAAUGCAGACAUUGUGUUUGGGUGUGGAUACGAUCAGCAAGGAAUUCUUUUGAACAGACUAGAAAAUACUGAUGGAAUUCUCGGUCUGAGCAACCAGGCACUAAGCCUUCCUACACAGCUAGCCAGCCGAGGUAUUAUCUCCAAUGCUUUCGGUCACUGUAUGACGAGAGAUCCCAGUGGUGGUGGUUAUUUGUUUCUUGGUGAUGAUUACCUUCCCAGAUGGGGAAUGACUUGGGUCCCUAUCCGAGAUGGUCCAGCAGAUGAUAUACGCAGAGCCCAAGUCCAGCAGGUAAACCAUGGGGAUCAGCAGCUCAAUGUACAAGGGAAGUUGACUCAAGUGAUCUUUGACAGUGGGUCCACAUAUACAUAUUUCCCAAAUGAGGCGCUUAUAAAAUUGAUAUCUUCGCUGAAGGCUGCAUCCCCACGAUUUGUACAAGAUGACUCAGACAAAACACUUCCUUUCUGCAUGAAAGCUGAUUUUCCAGUGAGAUCUGUGGAUGAUGUGAAACGUUUUUUCAAGCCCUUGAGUCUGGAAUUCGAGAAACGAUUUUUCUUCUCCAGAACCUUCAACAUUCGUCCUGAAGAUUACUUGAUCAUCAGUGAUAAGGGCAAUGUCUGCCUGGGGGUGCUCGAUGGAACAACGAUUGGUUAUGAUUCAGUAAUAAUAGUCGGAGAUGUUUCUCUUCGUGGAAAAUUGAUUGCUUAUGACAAUGAUGAGAAUGAGGUCGGGUGGAUCGAUUCAGACUGCACCAACCCUCGCAGACAAAGCAGAAUUCCUUCCUUCCUGCGACGAGCGUUGCACAACCAAGUUCUGUAA
Messenger RNA from Miscanthus lutarioriparius, 1614 nucleotides. The record is from the annotation of a GenBank genome assembly. Lineage: Eukaryota; Viridiplantae; Streptophyta; Magnoliopsida; Poales; Poaceae.